This is a messenger RNA of Eruca vesicaria subsp. sativa (arugula), 1439 nucleotides long. The record is from the annotation of a GenBank genome assembly. Lineage: Eukaryota; Viridiplantae; Streptophyta; Magnoliopsida; Brassicales; Brassicaceae.
CUGAAACAACCAUCCUCCGUCUCGUCUCCGUCGUAAACAUGGGCACCAGGAUAGUAUCGAGAUCUGGAAAAGAGAAGCCAUGUGUCUCCAACGAACUACCUCAACCUAUUGAGAAAAAGUGUCUCACUGUUCUUGGACAUGAAACCGAGGUGUGGAUCUUUCCUACUGAUGACACAGAUUCGUCCUUGAGCGAAACAGAGGAGGAGGAAGAUGAUGAAUCUGAUGAUGACUUCCCUAUGAAGCAAUUCUAUAUUGGCACUACGCCUACCAACUCUGCAAUGGGUGACCUUGGAGCUGUUCCUUCUUUGGAGACGAAGGAACUACUGUUUCGUUCGAUAGCUACUCUCCUGUCAAAGAAUGGUCUUUCUGACUCUGCCGAUGUUGUUAGGAAGGAAGCCGAUAUUAAGGAAGAUGGUGGUGCAACGCCACCGGAUAUUGAGGGAGUUUUACUUGAGUUCCUGAAAAAAGGAGAAAGCAACGCUCAGGAGGAAAUACUGAAACUUAACCAAUUGGCAUCUUCAUUGAAGGCGCUGAGCCUCUCCAUUUCACCCGAUACUUGUGAUCAAAAAGAUGACAUCUUCUCGAUGUACAUUUCAGAAGCUUCAGAAGUGGCAAACUCGCCUGUUGAGUUUCUGUGCGAUAAAUACUGUAUCAGUAUCAAGGGUAUGCACGAAAGUACAGUUGUAAAAGACGUGGUGAAGUUCUUCGGAAAAGCAUCAAUUACGGUCAAGGCUGUGCGUGUGAAACUUGGUAAGAAGCCAAGACUAAACUUCAGGAAUGAGUUGAAAAUGUCAGCUUCUGUUCGGUUCAGAAGUCCUGAAGAUACUAAAAAGGCUUAUAACAUGAGUGGCACUUAUAUGGAGAUCAGAAAGGACCGUGGAGGAAGUGUUGUAUACAUGGAUAGAGUUUCGAAUGACAAGAGAGUUCUGUGCAUCAGUGGGAUUGAGGGAAAUUUGAAGGACAGAGCUUUUACUAAUGAGCUACUUGAGAGCUUUCAGAAAAUCUUUAAUAAAUUCAAAGUUUGCAGAUCCUGGGCAGUAUGUGACAGUGGCGCCUGUUAUGUGUUGGUUAAAGUUAAGGACAAGAGCGCCAGGGACAUGUUGAAAGAUUUGAAUGGAAGGUAUUUCAUGCAAGGUGGAUUCGUGGUUAGGGAAGCAAAUCUGAAGCCAAUCAUUUUUGAGACAGUUUUUCGGCUAGAGUGAUAUGUUUGGGACAAGAUGUGCUGAGAGGGAUCCUUUUCAUCUUUUGUAGAUAUUUUCUUGUGCAUUGGUCGGGCCAUGUGGUGAGAGGACCCUUGACUAUCUUUUGUUAAUAAUUUGGACCAUUAUGACUCUACUCUAUUAACCAUGACUUGUGAAAUGUCACGUUAGGUUAAAUAUUCAAGUCAAGUCAGAUUUGAAUUAUCAAUUAAGUAUUCAAGCAUUAUCUUCGUUACACAA